UUCUUAUUUUGCAAGACACAAGACAACUUUUGAACGAGGAGAAGAAAAAAGAACUUUUACUUUAUUUAGUUUUUACAUCACGCUAGCUACUAACUAGCUAGCAAAGCAAGACCACCACCUCACAUUAGAUAUUAGAAUAGAACUUGCUUGCCUUGCUUUUCCGUUGUCACACUCGUCGUGUUUCUGUUUCUUUUCUGCUUCCUUGUUGCCCUUGAUUUGUGAUUUUAUCAUUGAACUCGAAUAAAUCAAGAUUAUUAAAUUUUGUAAAUUCUUUAGUUUAGUCUUUAGUCAGAAUUGGAAGAAGAAAACUUUCGCAAUGACGACGGCUGCCGAAUUUGAUAAAAAAUAUGAUAUCGUGGAUGAGAAACCGCCGCGGCACACUGUGCUGCGUGGGCGCUUCAAGAGAAGUUUCGCUUAUUACACAUUACGUGAACGUUUACCUGUGAUUUUAACUCAAGUUCUUGAUAAUCUUUCACGCGAUAAAGAUGAAAUAGCCGAAAAAUAUGGAAAUGAAGUUCGUGAGGAGAUCAAAGAAAUCGUUGGGAACAUCUCAAAGCUUAAGUAUCAAUUGCAAACUGAUAAGGCACUCGAACCAUUCGCUGGCAAUGAACCUGAUAAGGAAAUGUGGAAUGCAUUUAUUGCUGGACUUACUGCCGAUAAUGAUACAUUCUUUCGUAUUUGUUGGCUGCAUGGCGAAUGCUAUAUGUACCGUCGUCUUAGUUCUUAUUUCGAAUGCACGGACAAGAUGAGGGAUUACGAUUACUUUCAGAAGCAAAAAGAAAACGCUUUGACAUGUUGCACAGAUGCCCUGGAGAAUGUUGUCAAUAGCACACGGGAUAGUGUGUUAAGUGAGGAGUUCUUCAUUCGUAUAUUGAAGCUCAAUCUAUGGGGCAACCGUUGCGAUCUAUCCAUAUCCGAGGGAAAGGAAAUCAAACAAACUGGAAACCUCUUCGAUUCGGUAGAUUCAUUGAAUUCAAAUAUUUUAGUCGAUGACACAAAACAUAUAUGGAAUUGCAUAUCGAAACCAUUAGAUGGAAAAUCACGAAUUAUUGAUUUCGUUCAAGAUAAUUCGGGCUUUGAAUUAUUCACAGAUCUUCUAGUAGCUGAAUAUUUAAUUGAUAAAAAUCUGGCAACAAAAAUUCGUUUUCAUGUAAAAGCCAUUCCAUGGUUUAUAUCAGAUGUGAGACCAAGAGAUUUCCUGUGGACGUUGGACUAUUUGAGGCAACAUCCCUCGUCGACGGUAUUAAAGGCGGUUGGUGAGAAAUGGUAUAAUUUCUUGCAAGAUGGCAAAUUUGAAAUUGCUCCUAUUGAAUGGUUUUGGACGAGUCCGUAUGAAUAUUAUAGAAUGAAAGAAAUAAACGAGAAUCUCUAUAAUAAACUUGCUGAAUCACAUAUUGUGAUAUUCAAAGGAGACCUCAACUAUAGAAAGCUAAUUGGUGAUUUUAUGUGGGACUUUACAGAGGAUUUCAAAACAUGUCUUAGAGGUUUUCAACCAACCAACGUUUGCACACUUCGCACCGUCAAAGCUGAUUUAAUAUGUGGCCUAAAAGAAGGAACUGCUGAGAAUUUAGAUAAAAUCAAACCCGAUUGGAUGGUAACUGGAGAAUUUGGUGUGUUGCAAUUUUCAAGCUCGACAUAAAUUCAUUGAUU
Messenger RNA from Eupeodes corollae, 1650 nucleotides. Its product is annotated as damage-control phosphatase ARMT1-like. Bases 317 to 1639 code for a protein of 440 amino acids. Gene Ontology annotation, molecular function: phosphatase activity. Gene Ontology annotation, cellular component: nucleus; cytoplasm. NCBI's taxonomy places the organism in Eukaryota, Metazoa, Arthropoda, Insecta, Diptera, Syrphidae. The transcript is spliced from 7 exons. The record is from RefSeq and is a predicted model, not a curated record. Gene Ontology annotation, biological process: DNA damage response.